This is a messenger RNA of Acanthopagrus latus (yellowfin seabream), 1725 nucleotides long. Its product is annotated as thyrotropin-releasing hormone receptor. Gene Ontology annotation, cellular component: membrane. Gene Ontology annotation, molecular function: thyrotropin-releasing hormone receptor activity. The coding region runs from base 182 to 1357 and encodes 391 amino acids. The record is from RefSeq and is a predicted model, not a curated record. The transcript is spliced from 3 exons. NCBI's taxonomy places the organism in Eukaryota, Metazoa, Chordata, Actinopteri, Spariformes, Sparidae. Gene Ontology annotation, biological process: phospholipase C-activating G protein-coupled receptor signaling pathway.
GGCAGAGCAAAGGAGGAGAGAGGGAGUCGUAUGUGGACGGCUGGAGCGGCUCGGGAGGAAAACUCAGCCGUCAUCUGUGUGUUUCUGGGCUGUUUUGCACCUGAGCGCUGCCUUCUGAAAAUGAUGGAUUUAUACGCGCCCCUGGAGAUCAAGUGAAUUGUGGCCGCAGGACUCGAACACAAUGGAGAACAACACAACCCUCUUUCAGGAUGUUGCUCGGGUUGUAAAUCUGACAGAAAUGCCUCUGAACCCUCUUGAGGAGCAGGUCAUAACAAUAUUUUUGACAAUGCUCAUCUGUGUAGUUGGGAUCGCGGGGAAUAUCAUGGUGGUGCUGGUUGUUCUGCGCACUAAACACAUGGUGACCCCGACUAACUGUUACCUGGUCAGCCUGGCUGCCGCAGACCUCAUUGUGCUCCUGGCUGCCGGGCUGCCCAACAUCUCCGAUGUCGUGGCUUUCUGGAUAUACGGAUACACGGGAUGCUUGUGUAUAACUUACCUUCAGUACCUGGGCAUCAACGUGUCGUCCUGCUCCAUCACGGCCUUCACCAUCGAACGAUACAUUGCUAUCUGUCACUCCAUAAAGGCUCAGUUCAUAUGCACCGUUUCCCGGGCCAAGAGGAUCAUAGCUUGUGUCUGGAUCUUUACCUCACUUUACUGCAUCAUGUGGUUCUUCUUAGUGGACACAGAUGAAACCGUCUACACCAACGGAGUGGUGGUCACUUGUGGCUACCGCGUCUCCCGCAGCCUCUACAUGCCGAUCUACUUCCUUGACUUUACUUUGUUCUAUGUGAUCCCCCUCACGGUGGCCACCGUGCUGUACGGGCUCAUCGCCAGGAUCUUGUUCAUGAGCCCUCUGCCCUCGCACCUGAGCGACCGAGAGGGAGGAGGGUCGGUCCACCAGGGUCACUCCAACAGCACCAACAAGGCCAACAAGGGCGCCGUCUCUGCAAGGAAACAGAUAACAAAGAUGCUAGCUGUGGUGGUCGUCCUCUUCGCCUUGCUCUGGAUGCCUUACCGAACCCUGGUGGUGGUCAACUCCUUCAUCGACCCGCCGUACCACAACACCUGGUUCCUCCUCUUCUGCCGGAUGUGCAUCUACACCAACAGUGCCAUCAACCCCAUCAUCUACAACCUCAUGUCUCAGAAGUUUCGCGUCGCGUUCAAAAAGCUCUGCAAGUGCAACUGGCGACACAAGGAGAAGGCGGCCGAAUACGCCGUGCCGAUGUAUUACAGCGUGAUCAAAGAUUCGUCCCACGAGAGCAACGAGCAGAUCACGGAGCAGGAGGAGGUGAGCGCCAAGACCAGCAAGAAGCUCAACGAAACCGACGACGACGCGAGCACUUUCAGUAUUUCUUAAUAAAGGCUUUGAUGAGUUUGUUCAUUAGGACAGACUGUGUGUGUGUUUGAUAAAUCAUUUGUGAAAAUCAGUUAUAUCCACCUGUUAAAAAAACAUAUUUACUCAUGCUGAUAUCUGUAUAAUUUGUUUUGUUUUGUUUUCUGCGGUGACAGGUUGCAUUUUUUGUUUGUUUGUUUUGGGGUUUUUUUGUCGUGUGGUGGUCGUGAUACUUAAGCAUCGGUGUUGUAAAUGUGUUGUAAAUACAGGAUGUGAGACCAGGCUUUAGUGAACUUCACUCUGCUUAGUGGGCUUUAAUGGCAUCAUAAUGUGAGUGGCUCUUCAAAAUGUUUUUAUAAGUAUUGUGCUCACCAUUUAAGUGCACAUAAAAA